UGUCAAAGAGUUCAAUGUCAAUGAGAACCAGCUGCAGCUGUACCAGGAGAAGUGCAACCGAAGGUUGCGAGAGAAAAGAGUCAGCAACAGCAAGUUCUACUCAUAGAAGCCGGUGUACAUGUGUAAGUGUGUGGUGUGUGCAUGUGGAGGACGGUGCUCUGUUCCAUCCCAUGUAAGAGACUACUGUGUGGCAUCAUCCUCUCUCCAGGCUGCCAUCAACAUGACAUUUGUGGAGAAGACCCAACGGGCACAAGUCGGGUUAAGUUCCUGCUAGUGUUUUUCACUUUGGACAGUUUCUUAACUUAAAUUCUUUAUAGAGGAUCCAAAAAUGAGCUCUCGUUUUGGCCUUUCAUGUUCCAACCCUCACUAAAUAAAAGCAACAGAAAUCUCAA
Chinchilla lanigera (long-tailed chinchilla) is the source of this 392-nucleotide messenger RNA. Its product is annotated as 1-phosphatidylinositol 4,5-bisphosphate phosphodiesterase gamma-2-like. Gene Ontology annotation, molecular function: phosphatidylinositol-4,5-bisphosphate phospholipase C activity. Gene Ontology annotation, biological process: positive regulation of epithelial cell migration; lipid metabolic process; phosphatidylinositol-mediated signaling. NCBI's taxonomy places the organism in Eukaryota, Metazoa, Chordata, Mammalia, Rodentia, Chinchillidae. The record is from RefSeq and is a predicted model, not a curated record.